AUGGAUGCCUUACUUGCUAAGCUGGGAGCUCAGGCGAUGAACAUGGCCAUAAGGUCAGGCAUUGCUUUGACUUCAACCUACGCCUUUUCUCAGUGUUCGCGUCUCAUGAAGACUGUAGAUGACAGAGGUGUGGUCUCUCCUGCAAUUGAUCUUAUCGAGUUCAAGUCGGGAAGAGGAAAUGCCUUCCUCGAGUCAGCUUUACCCCUGGCUAAGGGUCUUCACCAGGACAUCAUUGCUCUUGGCCGUCGGGUAGAGCACGCUGCCGAAGCAGGUGAAGCACCUUGCGGGUCUUCAAAAGGCAGCACCGACGGAGAACAGCAACUUGGCGAGCUUAAGGCAAUCAUCAACGACAUGAAGGAUCUCCUAGCCCGAAUCGACAGGGAUAUCCCCCUCUUGCACAUGGCAAUCACCGCGUCGGGAGAGAGUCUCAAUUCCUCAAUGUCUCCAAGUAUAUCUCCAUCCAGACUAUUGCAAGCUGGCAUGUUUCUCACCUUCGGGGAUACUCAGUACGCCGCCGACCCUUCUCGACCUGUGCAAGUAGGGCCUGCCUUUACAUUAUCACUCUAUAUGCUCUUUCUGGGCCAUUCUACAACCCGUCCCGAAGCUCGACCGCAGCAAGGAGCACAGUCGCCCCAAACCCCCCAGACACCUCAAAGGAGCUUCCUGGGAGAGCCAAGAAAUUCCUACGGAUUUGAUGAAGACCAGAGGAAACCCGUGUGGCAGGAGGUCAUUCACAAGGCUAGGGUGCGACUUUGCAGAACACCCAUGGGCCAUGUGUUUGACGCGGAUAAGGGUUUUCAGCCACCACAGAGAAUGAAAGAGAACUUUGGACCAUCAGACCACUUCGGUUCUUCUCACUCUAGAGGGCAUCAUAAUGAGUAUGCAUAUCACUUGGAGAUAAUAGAGGACUUGGAUGACGGUCGUGCUCACGACGAUUCCGGGCAAGCUGCUCCCUACGACGAAAUCAGCUGUGCAGGAAUCAGGGAAUCCAUACCGAUUCAUCAGAUCUCCAAAAUCUUCUAUGCAGACACCGGUCGCAUUCUCAACAUUGGCAGUGACGGCUUGGACAAUAAUCCCAUUCUGUUGUUAAAACGGGACGCCCUAGCGAAGCCUCCAUCACAAAUUCAGAAAGAGAUGAUGGCAUAUAGAGACGAUAACAUAUCAAAUACAGGUGCUGGUUCUGAGAGCAGUUCGGAUGAACAGGAGGACGUUGACCGACAACUUCGUGAAGAGAGUGCGGCAUUAGACGUUUUGGAUGAACUGCCCAAGUUGCCAACAGCCCCACCCCGAAGGCAGUUUCCCAGCCAUCUGGACCCGGAAUGGAUCGCGCUGGAGGUCUUUGAAGAAGAUUACAUGGAGAGCAGUGAUACGGAAGACGAAGAUUUUGUGGAAGAGGAAGGCAAGCUGCUAGCGGGCCCCGCACUAGCGUUCAACGCAGCAGCACCAAAGGUUGACACUCGACCGACAAGAUCCUCGUUGGAUUCGAAUCUUGUGGCUCAAAUCCAAAAUAUGUCUCUGCACUCUUCGCCUUCCACAAGAGACAUGCACAUGCCUUCGCGGCCGUCUCACCAACGUUUGGCACAUCAUAGAGUGGACAAUAGCGACUCGUUUGUUCAAAGAUCACCCUUCGGCGCCGUCACCACAUCUCUCUCCUUGAUGGAGAUGCUCAUAAGGCUUACAAGCUUACAAGAGUUUCAGCAAGCCUCACAUCUGACGAUUCAUGAUCAUAUUCUUACAUUCUUUCUUGAGGAGACAUCCACGACUGGGUUGAAAGGAGAGGAGAGGUUGAGGGCUAGGACAGAAGCGAAGCGUCGUGUUGGUUUUGAUCCGUACACUGAUACCCCAUCUAGAUGA
Messenger RNA from Colletotrichum truncatum, 1854 nucleotides. Its product is annotated as RanGTP-binding protein. Gene Ontology annotation, cellular component: nucleus; cytoplasm. Gene Ontology annotation, molecular function: GTPase regulator activity. The record is from RefSeq and is a predicted model, not a curated record. Lineage: Eukaryota; Fungi; Ascomycota; Sordariomycetes; Glomerellales; Glomerellaceae.